Messenger RNA from Phragmites australis (common reed), 1890 nucleotides. RefSeq names its product galactoside 2-alpha-L-fucosyltransferase-like. Gene Ontology annotation, molecular function: galactoside 2-alpha-L-fucosyltransferase activity. The transcript is spliced from 2 exons. Gene Ontology annotation, biological process: cell wall biogenesis; xyloglucan biosynthetic process. Gene Ontology annotation, cellular component: Golgi apparatus; membrane. Bases 3 to 1793 code for a protein of 596 amino acids. The record is from RefSeq and is a predicted model, not a curated record. NCBI's taxonomy places the organism in Eukaryota, Viridiplantae, Streptophyta, Magnoliopsida, Poales, Poaceae.
AAAUGCAGCAGCGCAAACCCAAGGUGUUCGGCGCCGCCGAGAGCGCGGCGCAAGGGACAGAGCAUGAGGUCCCAGCGGCGCAGGCCGCGAUGGCACGCCACAGCUGGCCGGAUCAGGCCGAGGGGGCUCCGGAGCAGUACUCGCCCGUGCCGCGGAAGAAGAGGCUGGCCCUGGCCGAGAAGCGGUGGAGCACGGUGGUCAACGUCGUGCUCGUCGCCUUCGUCAUGACCGUGCUGCCGGUCGUCGUCCUCGUCUUUGCCGGCGGCCCCGGCGCGCCGGCGGUCUGGAUCGCGGCCGCCAAGGCCCAGCUACGCCGAGGUUCCGGCGACGGCUCCUUCCCGUACGCGAGAAGCCCACCUGACAAACUUCUCGGCGGCCUCUUGCCCGACGGAUUCGACGAGAAAUCAUGCCGCAGCCGGUACGAGUCCUCCAUGUACCGCCGGAACCCGGCACGGCAACCUUCUCCACACCUCAUCGCGAAGCUGCGACGACACGAAGAGCUCCAGAGACGGUGCGGGCCGAACACCGACGCGUACAACCGCGCCAUCCAGCAGCUGAGGGCCGGCAAGAGCGUCCGCUCACCCGAGUGCAAGUACCUGGUCUCCAUCUCGUACCGCGGCCUCGGCAACCGCAUCCUGGCCGCCGCGUCGGCCUUCCUCUACGCGGUGCUCACCGACCGCGUCCUUCUCAUUGACCCUAGCAACGAGAUGGACGAGCUGUUCUGCGAGCCGUUCCCCGGCACGACGUGGCUGCUCCCGCUGGACUUCCCCCUGGCGAGUUACACCAACUUCAGCAUCGACGCGGCCGAGAGCUACGGCAACAUGCUGAAGAAUAAGGUGCUCAGUACCGACGUGCCGUCGACGACGACGCAGCUGCCGGCGUUCGCGUACCUCCACCUCGACCACGACUACGGCGACGAGGACAAGAUGUUCUUCUGCGACGACGAUCAGCGGCUGCUGUCGAACAUCCAGUGGCUGGUCAUGAGGACCGACUUGUACGUCGCGCCGGGGCUGUUCCUGCAGGUCACGGCGUUCCAGGAGCAGCUCGACAUGCUCUUCCCGGAGCGCGACGCCGUGUUCCAUCACCUGGGGCGGUAUCUGUUCCACCCGACCAACCGCGUCUGGGGCCUCGUCACGCGGUACUACCGCGCGUACCUCGCGCGGGCGGAACUGCGGCUCGGCAUCCAGGUGCGCGCCUUCGAUUCCUGGCAGGCGAAGUCACCGCAUGUCCUCCAGCAGAUCACGUCGUGCGUCUGGAAGGAGAAGCUACUCCCGGAGGUUCUCACCACGGAAGAACACACCGUGCCGAUGCCCGGCGCCGCCAAGCCCAAAACUGUGCUGAUCACCUCUCUCCGGUCAUGGUACUACGAGCGCAUCAAGGGAAUGUACUGGGAGCAAGCGACGGCGACCGGCGAGGACGUGAGCGUGCACCAGCCGAGCCACGACGAGCACCAGCAAUUCGGCAAGAAGUCGCACGAGGCCAAAGCCUGGGCAGAGAUGUACCUGCUGAGCCUAUGCGACGUGCUGGUGACCAGCGGCUGGUCCACGUUUGGGUACGUGGCGCAGGGGCUUGGCGGCAUGACCCCGUGGGUGAUGUACAGGCCGGACAACACCACGACGGUGCCGGACCCGCCGUGCGGCCGGGACGUGUCCAUGGAGCCGUGCUUCCACUCGCCGCCCGUCUACGACUGCAAGCUGAAGCGUGGAGCGGACACCGGGAAAAUGGUGCCGCACGUCCAGCACUGCGAGGACGUGAGCUGGGGGUUGAAACUUGCUGAUCCAAAGUUGCACUAGGCUUGAAAUUUCAAAGCAGAUUCUGGUGUAUCUAGGUUGAAAGAUCAUGUUUGCUUUAGUUUGAUCAAUGGAUAUAUAUCAGGCAACAUGACACGAG